This is a messenger RNA of Ricinus communis (castor bean), 5644 nucleotides long. RefSeq names its product UDP-glucose:glycoprotein glucosyltransferase. Bases 163 to 5193 code for a protein of 1676 amino acids. Gene Ontology annotation, cellular component: endoplasmic reticulum. Gene Ontology annotation, molecular function: UDP-glucose:glycoprotein glucosyltransferase activity. The transcript has 37 exons. NCBI's taxonomy places the organism in Eukaryota, Viridiplantae, Streptophyta, Magnoliopsida, Malpighiales, Euphorbiaceae. The record is from RefSeq and is a predicted model, not a curated record.
UUUCGCUUCAAAGUCGUCUCCUCCUUCACUGAUCUCUCCCACACACACUCUCUCCUUCGCCCAAUUGAUUAACUCUCUCUUUAACUUCACAAUUGAUCACUCACAUCUCUUAUAUGUCAAAUGCUGGAUGAUUAAAAGAACCUAAAAUCUCUUUAUAAUCCAAUGGGGACCCGUUUUAGAUCCGGUUUUUGUGUUUUGAUCAUUGUUCUUUGUGUAAGCUUUUGUGGGCUUUUUUCUGUUCAUGGAGAGAAUAGAAGGCCUAAAAACGUUCAAGUUGCUAUUAGGGCUAAGUGGGAAGGCACUCCUGUUCUAUUGGAAGCUGGUGAAUUACUGUCAAAAGAACGGAGAGAUCUUUAUUGGGCAUUCAUUGAGGUUUGGCUUCAGGCAGAGAAUGAUGAACCUGAUUCUUAUACCGCUAAAAACUGUCUCAGAAGAAUCAUAAAACAUGGAAACUCACUUUUAAGUGACCCAUUGGCCUCACUGUUUGAGUUCUCUCUUAUUCUGAGAUCUGCAUCCCCAAGAUUGGUGCUUUACCGACAAUUAGCGGAGGAGUCUCUUUCUUCUUUUCCAUUUCUGGAUGAUAGUAUUUCAGACAACGCUAGUGGAGGAAUUACAGAAACAAUUGCCAAAAAUAAAAUCAAAAGGUCGGAUACUAUGCUUGUUGGUGUGAAUCCUAAGAGUCCUGGAGGGAAAUGUUGUUGGGUGGAUACUGGUGGAGCAUUGUUCUUUGAUGUUGCAGAGGUUCUACUAUGGCUAAAGAAUCCUGCUAAACUUGCUGGAGAUCCAUUUCAACAGCCUGAGCUAUUUGAUUUUGAUCAUGUCCAUUUCGAUUCUCAAACUGGAAGUCCAGUUGCUAUUCUGUAUGGUGCUCUUGGAACUGAUUGUUUUAGGGAAUUUCAUACCACGCUGGCUCAAGCUGCCAAGGAGGGAAAGGUAAAAUAUAUUGUUAGACCUGUUUUACCAUCUGGCUGUGAAGCAAAAGUUAGCCAUUGUGGUGCUAUUGGUUCUGAAGAAUCUUUAAAUUUGGGCGGUUAUGGUGUGGAACUUGCACUGAAGAAUAUGGAAUAUAAGGCUAUGGAUGACAGUGCAAUUAAGAAAGGUGUCACUCUAGAAGAUCCACGAACUGAAGAUCUUACCCAAGAAGUUAGAGGGUUCAUUUUCUCCAAAUUACUGGAGCGUAAACCUGAGCUUACAUCUGAGAUCAUGGCUUUCCGAGACUAUCUACUUUCAUCAACAAUAUCCGAUACGCUUGAUGUUUGGGAGCUAAAGGAUUUAGGACAUCAAACAGCACAAAGAAUAGUUCAUGCCUCUGAUCCUCUGCAGUCAAUGCAGGAAAUCAACCAAAAUUUUCCUAGCAUAGUUUCAUACUUGUCUCGCAUGAAGCUCAAUGAUUCAAUUAAAGAUGAAAUAACAGCAAACCAGCGGAUGAUUCCCCCGGGCAAGUCGUUAAUGGCUCUGAAUGGUGCUUUAAUCAAUGUUGAGGAUAUUGACCUUUAUCUGUUGAUAGACAUGGUCCAACAGGAGCUUUUAUUGGCUGAUCAAUUUUCCAAAAUGAAGGUUCCUCACAGCACAAUUCGGAAACUCUUGUCAACAAUGUCCCCUCCUGAGUCAAAUAUGUUCCGUGUUGAUUUUAGAUCAACUCAUGUCCAUUAUCUCAACAACUUGGAGGAAGAUGCUAUGUAUAAGCAAUGGCGAAGCAAUAUAAAUGAGAUUUUGAUGCCUGUCUUCCCUGGACAACUACGCUACAUCCGCAAGAACCUGUUCCAUGCAGUAUAUGUGCUAGAUCCAGCCACUAGUUGUGGUCUUGAGUCUGUUGAUAUGAUUAUCUCCUUGUAUGAGAACAAUUAUCCAGUGAGAUUUGGGUUGAUGUUAUAUUCUUCAAAGUUUAUCAAGAAAAUUGAAGUUAGUGGUGGCGACCUCCAUUUAUCUUCCAUAGAGGAUAACAGUCAAACUGAGGAGGAUUUAUCCAGCUUGAUCAUACGUCUUUUCAUUUAUAUUAAGGAAAACUACGGGAUGAAAACAGCUUUCCAGUUUUUGAGUAAUGUAAAUAGAUUACGUGUGGAGUCGGCAGAGUCUGUAGAUGAUGCUCCUGAGAUGCAUAAUGUGGAAGGUGGAUUUGUAGAAGCAAUUUUGUCAAAAGUGAAAUCUCCACCGCAAGAUAUAUUACUAAAGCUGGAAAAGGAGAAGGAAUUUAAGGAGUUGUCACAAGAAAGCUCCGUGGCUGUUUUUAAGCUGGGUUUGUACAAGCUGCAGUGUUGCCUCCUGAUGAAUGGUCUUGUUUCUGAUUCUAGAGAGGAGGCUCUUAUGAUUGCCAUGAAUGACGAGCUUCCAAGAAUACAAGAACAAGUUUAUUAUGGACACAUAAAUUCUCGUACUGAUAUCUUGGACAAAUUUCUGUCGGAAAGCAGUAUUAGUCGCUAUAAUCCUCAAAUCAUUGCGGAGGGGAAGGGGAAACCCAGGUUUAUUUCCCUGAGUUCGUCAGUUCUUGAUGGGGAAUCUGUAAUUCAUGAUAUUAGCUACCUGCAUUCUUCUGAAACUGUAGAUGAUCUGAAGCCUGUAACUCAGCUUCUUGUUGUUGACCUCACAUCACUGAGGGGAAUAAAGUUGCUUCAUGAAGGAAUUCUCUAUCUGAUUCGAGGGUCUAAAGUUGCUCGCUUGGGAGUUCUUUUCAGCGCCAGUCGAGAUGCAGAUUUACCUAGUCUCCUUAUCGCGAAGGUUUUUGAAAUUACUGUGUCAUCUUACAGUCAUAAGAAAAAUGUGCUGCACUUUUUGGAACAGCUAUGCUCAUUUUAUGAGCAGAGUGGCGUCCAUGCAUCUUCUCUAACAGAUGAAAGUUCUCAAGCAUUUAUAGAAAAGGUUUAUGAGCUGGCUGAUGCAAAUGAGUUAUCACAGAAGGCCUACAAAUCUGCUCUUACUGAAUUUUCCAUUGAUGCAAUGAAAAGACAUUUGGAUAAGGUUAUAAAAUUGUUGUACAGGCAAUUAGGGCUUGAGGCUGGUGUGAGUGCAAUUAUUACCAAUGGAAGGGUGACAAUUCUGAAUGAUGUUGGGACCUUUUUAAGCCAUGAUCUAAAUCUUUUAGAAUCUGUGGAAUUCAAGCAAAGGAUAAAGCACAUAGUGGAAAUUAUUGAAGAAGUCCAUUGGCAGGACAUAGACCCCGACAUGCUUACAAGCAAAUUUGUUAGCGACAUUGUUAUGACUGUCUCAUCUGCAAUGGCAUUGCGGGAUCGAAGUUCUGAAAGUGCUCGUUUUGAGAUUUUGAAUGCUGAUUAUAGUGCUGUUAUCCUAGAAAAUGAGAAUUCUAGUGUUCACAUUGAUGCUGUGGUUGAUCCUUUAAGCCCAGUUGGUCAGCACGUGGCUUCACUGCUUAAAGUUCUAAGGCAGUACAUUCAACCAAGCAUGAGAAUUGUACUUAACCCAAUGAGUUCUCUUGUUGAUCUUCCAUUGAAGAAUUUCUACAGAUAUGUAGUACCAACAAUGGAUGACUUCAGCAGUACUGAUCACACAAUAAACGGACCUAAAGCCUUCUUUGCUAAUAUGCCACUAUCAAAAACUCUUACCAUGAAUCUUGAUGUUCCUGAGCCAUGGCUUGUUGAACCUGUUAUUGCUGUCCACGACUUGGAUAACAUUUUGCUUGAGAACUUAGGCGACACAAGAACAUUGCAAGCAAUUUUUGAACUUGAAGCUCUUGUCCUUACUGGUCAUUGUUCUGAGAAAGAUCAAGAACCUCCCCGAGGUCUUCAGCUGAUCCUUGGAACUAAGGGCGCACCGCACUUGGUUGAUACUAUUGUGAUGGCCAAUUUGGGUUAUUGGCAAAUGAAAGUCUCUCCUGGAGUAUGGUACCUUCAACUGGCGCCUGGUCGAAGCUCUGAGCUUUAUGUUCUGAAGGAGGACGGCGCUGAAAGUCUUGACAAGCUCUUAUCAAAACGUAUUACUAUAAAUGAUUUCCGGGGCAAAGUAGUUCAUUUGGAAGUGGCAAAGAAAAAGGGCAUGGAGCAUGAGAAAUUGCUGGUUCCUAGUGAUGAUGAUAACCAUAUGCAUAGGAAUAAAAAAGGAACGCAUAAUAGCUGGAACUCUAACCUUUUGAAAUGGGCUUCGGGUUUUAUUGGUGGUAAUGGACUAGCUAAGAAGAAUGAGAACGUUUUAGUGGAGCAUGCCAAGGGCAGCCGUCGAGGAAAGCCAAUUAAUAUUUUUUCUAUUGCUUCUGGACAUCUGUAUGAACGUUUCCUCAAAAUUAUGAUUCUAAGUGUCUUGAAGAACACCCAACGUCCGGUGAAAUUUUGGUUCAUUAAAAAUUAUCUCUCUCCACAAUUUAAGGAUGUGAUUCCAUGUAUGGCACAAGAAUAUGGUUUUGAAUAUGAACUGAUCACCUACAAAUGGCCUUCCUGGUUGCAUAAGCAGAAAGAGAAGCAGCGAAUUAUAUGGGCAUAUAAGAUUUUAUUCCUUGAUGUUAUCUUUCCACUUUCUUUGGAGAAGGUUAUAUUUGUUGAUGCUGAUCAGGUUGUUCGAGCAGACAUGGGGGAGCUGUAUGACAUGGAUAUAAAAGGAAGACCUCUCGCAUAUACACCAUUCUGUGACAACAACAAGGAUAUGGAUGGAUAUCGAUUUUGGAGACAAGGUUUCUGGAAAGAACAUUUACGGGGAAGACCAUACCAUAUCAGUGCUUUAUAUGUUGUCGAUUUGGUGAAAUUCCGGGAAACUGCUGCUGGAGAUAAUCUAAGGGUUUUCUAUGAAACUCUUAGCAAGGACCCGAAUAGUCUAGCCAAUCUGGAUCAGGAUCUUCCAAACUAUGCUCAGCAUACAGUACCCAUCUUUUCACUUCCACAAGAAUGGCUAUGGUGUGAAUCUUGGUGUGGUAACGCCACAAAAUCUAAGGCAAAAACCAUUGAUCUUUGCAAUAAUCCUAUGACAAAGGAACCCAAGCUUCAGGGCGCAAAGAGAAUAGUUUCUGAAUGGGUGGAUCUUGACACCGAAGCAAGACAAUUCACUGGCAAGUCAGUUGAUGAAAUGGACCCUCAAGAGACUGCCGCAUCUACUAAUGAAUCACAGAACUCUGCAAGUGAAGCAAGACAAUUCACUGGCAAGUCAGUUGACGAAAUGGACCCUCAAGAGACUGCCGCAUCUACUAAUGAAUCACAGAACUCUGCAAGUGACAGCUCCUCUGAGGAAGAUGUGGAGUCCAAGUCCGAGUUAUGAUGAACUCAUUAUUAUACAUAAAAAUAGAACAAUUGUUCCGUGAGAACAAUCAUUCUUGGGAGGAUAGGCAGAUCUGAUGCAUCUUCCCUUGCACUUUAACCAUAUCUAAUAGGACUGCAUACUGUAAUUAGGAAUUUUGGCUCCAUAUUUUCCUGCGAGACAGGCAUGUACAAAACCAAGUUGGCUUUUGCAAAAAUUGCUGCAAAAGUAACAUAUAGGACUGUACAACUCAUUUAAGCUAAACCUAGAGAACUAGUUGGCUGGCAGACUCAUCUGCCUUUUGGUUCAGUGAACCCCAAUAUGAGUAGAGUACGCCCAAACGCCCGAGUUUUUUAGGCCGAGUCAUUUUAAGGAGAGAUAGUAUAUGUAGCUAAGUUCUGCAUUUUGAGAAAUUUUGUUGUAUAAUUCUCAGUGAGAGUAAUAAAAUCCUAAUAUUGAAUUCUCCUUUCAA